Thrips palmi is the source of this 1789-nucleotide messenger RNA. It is a transcript of the gene CstF50, whose product is annotated as cleavage stimulation factor subunit 1. Gene Ontology annotation, biological process: mRNA 3'-end processing. The record is from RefSeq and is a predicted model, not a curated record. NCBI's taxonomy places the organism in Eukaryota, Metazoa, Arthropoda, Insecta, Thysanoptera, Thripidae. Gene Ontology annotation, cellular component: mRNA cleavage stimulating factor complex. Gene Ontology annotation, molecular function: protein binding; RNA binding. Bases 55 to 1551 code for a protein of 498 amino acids. The transcript has 8 exons.
UCUGUUGGAUCUUUGUUUCGUUCCACUGUCAAAUCUGUCUCUAGAUUUAUAGCUAUGGCAUCAAACAACUCGCACCCGCCCUCUGGGCCCGGUAUUCCGACAGUCCCUCUGCCACCACCGGAGACUCUGGAAACCAAAAACGUAGUCAAAAAUAGAGAACUUCUUUACCGUCUGAUGGUCAGCCAGUUGUUUUACGAUGGCAACCAGAAGCAAGCGCUUGAAGUGCAGUCGCUCACCAACCCAGAUCCUCCUUGUCCCCCUAGUGAUCGUCUUUUCAACCUUAUGAUGAUGGGACUAGAAUAUGAAGCUCAAAGAAAACGUAAGAAAGAAGGUUUAACUGCCUCUAUCAGCCCUGACAGUUUCUUGGGACCAGGCUUAGGUGAGCAAGCAUUAUACAAACAUUUGUUAUUUCUUCGCCUCUGUUCUUUUUUCUUUUUUUUCCUUCUUUUUUUGAAGGAAUGUUAUAAGCUUGAAGAGAAACUCCUUAACUUUCCUUGUUUUACAAUAGAUUUAGAGUUUGAGACCGAGAUGCAUACAAAUGCUCCUGAACCUGCAAUGUAUGAGACCGCCUACGUCACCUCCCAUAAAGGGCCAUGUCGUGCAGGUGCAUUCAGUCCUGAUGCUCAAAUGGUUGCAACGGGAAGCCAUGAUGCCUCUAUCAAGAUUUUGGAUGUGAGCCGAAUGUUGGCUAAAUCUGCUCCAGAGGCGGGAAUGGAAUCAUCAGGGCCUGAAUCACAAGGCCACCCUGUCAUCAGGACACUCUAUGAUCAUGUAGAAGAGGUGACCUGCCUUGAAUUUCAUCCUAGAGAGCCCAUCCUUGCUUCAGGAUCCAGGGACUACUCAGUAAAACUAUUUGACUAUAGCAAAACUUCAGUCAAGAAAGCAUUCCGAACAAUUACCGAUGCGGAUCAAGUGAAAUGUUUAUCCUUUCACCCAGCUGGUGACUUCCUAGUUGUUGGUACAAACCAUCAUGUUAUCAGACUGUAUGAUGUCCAGACUGCCCAAGCAUUUGUGUGUAAUGUUCCUGUUCAUCAACAUACCUCUGGCAUCACGUCUGUUAAGUACUCCCCAGAUGCUAAAGUGUUUGCUUCUGGGAGUCGUGAUGGAAGUAUUAAGAUUUGGGAUGGUGUAUCAAAUAGAUGUGUUAAUACAUUUGUGAAAGCCCAUGGUGGGGCAGAAGUUUGUUCAGUUACUUUUACUCGUAAUGGCAAGUAUUUACUUUCAACUGGUAAAGAUUCCUUAGUCAAGCUAUGGGAGUUGAACACCAGUCGCUGCUUGAUUGCCUACACAGGUGCAGGAACAACAGGCAAACAGGAACACAAGACUCAGGCUGUAUUCAACCACACAGAAGAUUUUGUUAUGUUUCCUGAUGAGGCUACCACUUCUUUGUGUGCUUGGAACUCAAGGAAUGCGUCUCGCAAAUCCUUAUUGUCCUUAGGUCAUAAUGGUCCAGUGCGGCACAUCUCACAUUCCCCAACAACGGCGGCAUUCCUCACGUGCUCCGAUGAUUUCCGGGCAAGAUUCUGGUCAAGAAGAGUGCCAACUCACUAACAUGGUUUUUGUAAAGACUGAGAGAACUUACGAUUGUAUUUUUAAUCACCGUCAGGAAACUCUGUAAUAUAUUUCAUAUUUCAUUGACUCAAACUUCAUAAGUUUGUUUUAGUUUUCCUUUUUCUAAUGCUUUGUACUUGUUCACAUGGAGCUGAGUUGUUUGUUUUUUUUUGUUUUUGUUUUUACUUAUCAAUGCAACCUGGCCAAUACUAGAAUAAAUUGUGUGUGAUCAACUCAA